AAUUAUAAUUAUUUUUAUCCGGACAAUCAAACACCGCCAGUGGAUAUCAUUGAUAUUCAAUUAUCAGAACUGGAUUCGUUAUUUGAAAAUCUUUCUUUGGAAGACUUACAAAACGUUAGAAAGCAGUUGGAUUCCGCUGAAGAUCGUUAUAUUGCCAAGAAUGUUUUAGCUAAUGAAGCUAAAAGACUCGUUAGCGCGGGAGUUUU
Funneliformis mosseae is the source of this 206-nucleotide messenger RNA. The record is from the annotation of a GenBank genome assembly. Lineage: Eukaryota; Fungi; Glomeromycota; Glomeromycetes; Glomerales; Glomeraceae.